ACAUUUAAAUACCAUCACUCAUCGUCUCGUCUUCACAACAAUCUUCACAUCCAAAUCUACCUUCUUCUUGUUCUUGUUCUUGGUUUUUUCUCUCAAUUUCUCUGUUCAUCAAAACCAAUUACCAUGGUUGUUCUAUCGCAACCUGCAGUACUAGACCCGUUAUCCAUAAUCAAAACAUGCAAACCCACAAGUGUUUUCAAUGGAAUUCCAGAAAUAGACCUCAAAGACCCUGAAGCCAAGACUCUAAUAGUCAAGGCCUGUGAAGAGUUCGGCUUCUUCAAGCUUGUCAAUCAUGGCGUCCCUUUAAAUUUCAUGACCAGAUUAGAAGACCGAGCUUUGAAUUUCUUUAGCCUCUCCCAGUUUGAGAAAGACAAGGCUGGCCCUCCUGAUCCUUUCGGUUAUGGCAGCAAGAGAAUUGGUCCUAACGGCGAUGUUGGUUGGAUUGAGUAUCUCCUCCUCAACACCAAUCCCCAUAUCAAUUCCCACAAAACCCUCGCGAUCUUCCGCGAAAACCCAGAAGUUUUCCGUUCUGCAGUCGAAGACUACAUAUUAGCUGUGAAAAGCGUGGCGUGUGAGGUAUUGGAAUUGAUCGCAGAUGGGUUGGGGAUUAAGCCAAGGAAUGCGUUGAGUAGGCUAUUGAAGGACGAGAAGAGUGACUCGUGUUUCCGGCUAAACCAUUAUCCACCAUGUCCAGAACUGCAAGCAUUGAGUGGUCGUAAUUUGAUUGGAUUCGGGGAGCACACGGACCCGCAAAUAAUAUCUGUAUUAAGAUCCAACACGACAUCAGGCCUGCAAAUCUGUCUCAGAGACGGGUCCUGGGUUUCAGUCCCAUCUGAUCACUCGUCCUUUUUCAUCAAUAUUGGUGACUCCCUCCAGGUGAUGACUAAUGGAAGGCUACGGAGUGUAAAGCACAGAGUACUGACUGACACAAAGAGUUCAAGGAUUUCAAUGAUUUACUUUGGAGCUCCACCUCUAAAUGAAAAGAUAGCACCUUUACCUUCACUAAUGGAACAAAGAGAAGGAGAGAGUUUAUACAAGGAAUUCACAUGGUCUGAAUACAAAAACUCUGCUUACAAGUCAAGGUUGGCUGAUUACAGGCUCGGACUCUUUGAGAAAACCACCUCCACAAUCCAUUGACGUGUCCCCCCAACAGGUUAUAUAUAUAUAUAUAUAAUAGGGAAUAGGGUCUUAGAGUCAAAGCUGAAAACAUAGGGUUUGAAAAGUGUUGACUUUCAACAUGCCAUAUAUGGAAAACCAAUAGGUUUGCUCUUCCUUUUUUUUUUCUUUUGGUCAUCUUUGUUUAAAUGUAACCUCCAUGCCCCCUCCACAUUAAUGCAAAGUUUAUCAUCAAGAUGUCACCAUAUGUGUACAUAUGAAAAUCUUAUCCACACAAGUUAAUAUUUUAUGGUAGGAUUUUCAAAUAA
This is a messenger RNA of Tripterygium wilfordii, 1424 nucleotides long. Its product is annotated as gibberellin 2-beta-dioxygenase-like. Lineage: Eukaryota; Viridiplantae; Streptophyta; Magnoliopsida; Celastrales; Celastraceae. Gene Ontology annotation, biological process: response to light stimulus; gibberellin catabolic process. Bases 124 to 1137 code for a protein of 337 amino acids. The transcript has 3 exons. The record is from RefSeq and is a predicted model, not a curated record.